Molecule: messenger RNA, 1566 nt
Organism: Lycium ferocissimum
Lineage: Eukaryota; Viridiplantae; Streptophyta; Magnoliopsida; Solanales; Solanaceae
Product: protein trichome birefringence-like 19
Exons: 2
Coding region: 236-1429 (397 amino acids)
Cellular component (GO): Golgi apparatus
Molecular function (GO): O-acetyltransferase activity
Source: RefSeq, a predicted model, not a curated record
GCUAACCUCAUAGACAGACAAACACUCUUUUGAGACAGUGUAUCAUGCCUCAAGCCUUUCCUUUCUAUUCUCUUCAUCUAAUUUCUAACACAAAGUAUAACUUUAUAAUGCUCCAUGUCAUUAGCACGUUUCCUAAGUUCCAUAGAAGUGCCAAGUGAUAUUUUUAAAGUUACUUUUCUACUUCCCCCUAAACUAGAUCUGCUUUGUCAAUCCUCCGUUGAAGAAGCUCCAUGUAAUGGAGCUUCCCUUCUGGAAAAACUUCAUUACAUCUCAAAAAACCCAAAGAAUACUCAUACUAAUUAUAGCUUUAACAUUAACCAUUUUUCAUUUUUACCACCCUUCUUAUGUCACAAAUAUAUUAAUCCCUUAUCAAGUCCAUGAGAAAUAUUGUGAUAUUUUUAGAGGAGAGUGGGUUCCGAAUCCGAAUGGUCCAUAUUACACCAACAACACAUGUAGGGAGAUCCACGAGCACCAAAAUUGUAUGAAAUAUGGGAGGCCAGAUGCAGAUUUUAUGAAAUGGAGAUGGAAGCCUAAAGGAUGUGAGUUGCCUAUUUUUAACCCGUAUGAGUUCUUGGAUAUGAUGAGGAACAAGUCAUUGGCAUUCGUUGGAGACUCAGUUGGAAGAAACCAAAUGCAAUCCUUGAUAUGUUUCUUGUCUCAGGUAGAACAUCCACUGGAUAUCUCUACCACUCCUGAUUCCAAUUUCAAAAGGUGGAAAUACACAACAUACAAUUUUACCCUCGCAACAUAUUGGUCACCAUUCUUGGUCAGAAUGGAAGAAGCAGAUUCUGAUGGUCCAAGGCAUGAUGGAGUCUUCAACAUUUAUCUUGAUGAAUUUGACAAAAAUUGGACAUGUCAAAUCAAUGAGUUCAAUUAUGUCAUCCUUAACUCUGGCCAUUGGUUUAGUAGAUUGAGUGUCUACUAUGAGAAAAAUCAACAAGUUGGUUGCUGGCGUUGUGGACUAAAAAAUAUUACUCAACUCCCAAAUCAUUAUGGGUACAAAAGGGUAUUUAAAACAGCAUUAAAAGCCAUAAAUAGUCUAGAAAAUUUUAAGGGUACAACUUUUGUUAGGACAUUUGCACCUUCACAUUUUGAAGGUGGAGAAUGGAAUACAGGUGGGAAAUGCUUGAGGAAAAGGCCAUUUACUAGUAAUGAAAAAACUUUGGAGGGUUUAGAUUUGGAGUUUUACAAGUCUCAAGUGGAAGAGUUUAGGGAAGCAGAAAAAGAAGGGAAGAAAAGGUUUAGAUUGAUGGAUAUAACACAAGCCAUGUUGUUGAGACCAGAUGGUCAUCCAAGUAGAUAUGGGCAUUGGCCAAAUGAGAAAGUAGUUAUGUAUAAUGACUGUGUGCAUUGGUGUUUGCCUGGUCCUAUUGAUUCUUGGAAUGAUUUCUUACUUUAUAUGUUGAAGAUAGAGCAGGAGAUACUUUAAUUUGAGUAAAAAGGUUUGAUGGGGUGAGUGACAUGUCAUAAUUUGAUACAAGAAAUUUGAUCAUCCAAUUAUUUGUAUCUUUUGAGUAAUUCACAUGCACAUAGUUCAGUUAUUUUAAUAUAACAAAAAGUAGUCUU